AUGGGCCCUGAUCUCGCCCCGUGGCCGGGUCGCGGUGUACCGCUGUGCCCAAGUCGCGGUGUCUGUCCUUACCCGGGUCCUGCUGUCCCAGUGCGUGCCAGGAAGGAGCGUCGGGUGGACAACAUGAAGCCCAAACACCCUGACGAGCAGGAGAUCCCGUUCCGCCUGCGGGAGCUCAUCCGUAGCCGCGAGGCCAUGAAGUGCCCGGGCCUCGGGAAGAAGCGAGUGGCAGAGAAGAAGCAGCAACCUAAGUCCAAGGGCUCCAAGGCCCCGGGGGAUGUCCCCGUGGCCAGAUUCCGGAGAGGGAAGGGGGAGUCGGAGCGUUCCUACUUCUGCCGCAUGGAGCAGGAGGUGCAGCGUGUGCUCUUCCUCGCUGAAAACCAGCUCCCACGUGAGCCUGAGAAAAAGGCUCCAGAGAAGUCCAAGAGGAAAAAAGAGUUUCAGAAAAAAAAGCUGGAAAAAGCUCGGAAGAAGAAGGAGGAGAAGAAGGAGGCUAUGCUGGAGAAGAACCUGUUCAAAGACACAGUGGCCUUCGGAGAGGUGGUGACACAGCCGCCCACCAUCACCUCCCGGCCCAGGGGACAGGGUCCCACCAAGCAGGCUGGAAGGAAGCAGCUGCUGCUGACAUCUCAGCUGGGCCAGAGCCAAGUGUCCCCAGCACCCCCAGUGAUGUCCAUGGCUCGCCAGCGCAUCCUGGAGGAGGAGCGAGUGCGAGUCGUCCAGGCCUACAGGGACAUCCAGAGGCGCAAACAGCUGGAACGGGAACGUGCCCAG
This is a messenger RNA of Acanthisitta chloris (rifleman), 774 nucleotides long. RefSeq names its product coiled-coil domain containing 137 (gene CCDC137). The transcript is spliced from 6 exons. Lineage: Eukaryota; Metazoa; Chordata; Aves; Passeriformes; Acanthisittidae. The record is from RefSeq and is a predicted model, not a curated record. The annotation marks the transcript as partial.